AUGGCUGACGACCUGACCAAGGAGCCCACCCAGGGGCCUCCUGAUACCGCUGCUCCAGCAGAGGAGGAGCUUGACAGAUGUGAAGGAGCAUUUGCCCCUGAGGAUCAACGAGCUAUAGGGGGCGCUGUGGAGCAACUGGGUUUACGUCUCCUGGAGAAACUCGCCGUCAGCCCACAGCAGCCCAACGUCAUUGUGUCCCCGCUCAGCGUGGCUGUAGCACUGGCUCAGCUCACAUUAGGUGCUCGUAAUGAGACAGAGCGACAGCUUCUGCAGAGUCUCCACGCUCAGGAUCUGCCCUGUUACCAUCACGUUCUGGGUCGUCUCCUCCCCCACUUCAGCCAGUCGUCUCUGCAGGUGGCGGCGCGCACGUACCUGAGACCAGGGUUCGAGGUCAAGCUGUCCUUUGUUGAGGAGUCUCUGGCCAGGUACCAGUCCAGACCUGUUUCUCUGCUCUCAGUGGAGGAGGUUAACCAGUGGGUGGAGAACACCACCAGUGGUCACAUCUCCAACUUCCUGGAAAGUGUCCCUCAUGACGUGGUGCUAAUACUCGUCAAUGCUGUGUACUUCAAAGGUGAGUGGCAGACUCAGUUUGACCCUCAGGGAACCUCUAAAGGUGCGUUCUACGUGGACAGCCAGAACUCUGUGUCUGUGGACAUGAUGAAAUCUCCUCAGUACCCUCUGCGCUUGCUCGACCACCCUGAGCUUCAAGCACAGGUUGCUAGCUUCCCUUUUAAAGGAAACACCAGCUUCUUGGUGGUUCUGCCUCGAGGAAACAUUUCGUCCGUGUUGCCCAAACUCAACAUCUCCGACAUCUACGAACGUCUGCCUCAGGAGAAAAACAUGCAGGUCAGCUUACCAAAGGUCAAGCUGCAGUACCGCCAAGAGCUGCAGGAGGCGCUGAGCAGCAUGGGCCUCGACUCCCUGUUUUCUAGCCCUAACCUCUCAGGUGUUUCCGACGAGCCGCUCCGGGUGACGGGGGUCCAUCACGCCAGCACGGUGGAGCUCAGCGAGGAGGGCGUGGAGGCGUCAGCCUCUACUGCGGUGACAGCAACGCGCUCCGUCUCUGUCUUCUCCGUCAACUCCCCGUUUGUUUUUGCGCUGGUGGACGAUGCUUCCCUUAUGCCUCUUUUCAUGGGCGUGGUCACAAACCCCGCCCCCAACCAUGAACCCACACUGAACGAUGAUCCCAACAGCAACGCCACCAUGAGCGACCAACCUGUGACGGACACGGUUGAGAAAGCAGACACACUCAGUGAGCUGUGCAGCGAGACGGGGUCAGUGGGAGGUGGCACGCAAUCCUGCAGCGCCCCCUCUGGCGAGGAACAGCUGCAGAAUGAGCAGGAUGAUCCCUGCGUGUCGGCAUGA
Molecule: messenger RNA, 1365 nt
Organism: Salarias fasciatus (jewelled blenny)
Lineage: Eukaryota; Metazoa; Chordata; Actinopteri; Blenniiformes; Blenniidae
Gene: serpinf2a
Product: serpin peptidase inhibitor, clade F (alpha-2 antiplasmin, pigment epithelium derived factor), member 2a
Exons: 8
Coding region: 1-1365 (454 amino acids)
Biological process (GO): negative regulation of endopeptidase activity
Molecular function (GO): serine-type endopeptidase inhibitor activity
Source: RefSeq, a predicted model, not a curated record